GGAGGCAUCUGAAGAAGAACAAGAGGAAGGAGAAGGCGACAAGUCAGCGGCGGGUCGUGCUCCGGGGCUCGUCGGCAGACGGGGUCGCCAUGGCCAGCGGGAGAUCGCGCAGUGAGGAUGAAGAGGAGGAGCUGUUCUCCCUGGAUGCUGAAAGCAGAUUGGCUGUGAAAAAGAACUCCAGGAAACUGAUGAAUAAAGUGAAGUGGACUCGGGAAGAGGAUGAAAAGCUUAGAAAGCUGGUAGAAGAACAUGGAACAGAUGCUUGGGGCUUAAUUGCUGUACAUUUUCCAAAAAGAACAGAUGGCCAGUGUCAACACCGUUGGCAGAAGGUGCUCAACCCAGAGCUGGUGAAAGGACCCUGGACAAAGGAGGAGGAUCAGAGGGUCAUUGAACUUGUGCACAAGUAUGGUCCCAAGCGCUGGUCUGUUAUUGCCAAGCACCUCCAAGGCAGGAUUGGGAAGCAGUGCAGGGAGCGAUGGCAUAACCACCUGAAUCCUGAGGUCAAGAAGUCUUCCUGGACUGAAGAGGAAGACCGAAUCAUUUAUGAAGCCCACAGGCGCCUGGGAAACCGCUGGGCUGAAAUCUCCAAGUUACUACCUGGGAGGACAGACAAUUCGAUCAAGAACCAUUGGAACUCUACAAUGAGGAGGAAGGUGGAGGUUGAGGGGUACCUUCAGGAGAAGUCUCCGUCCUACAAGUCAGGCCAGGAAAACAAGAGGAUUUCCCAGCCCUACUGUUCUGUGGGAACUAUGCAAAACCGGAAUCAGUUUGUCACAACUUUCCCAAAUCAGCAGCCAUGUGAUGAUGAUCCUGAUAAAGAACAAAGAAUUAAGGAACUUGAGCUGCUGCUUAUGUCAGCUGAGAAUGAAGUCAGAAGAAAGGGAGCCUCAUGUCAAAGUCAGAUGUACACUGACUGGUCUGGGAGUGACGGUAAUAUGACAAACACUACAGUGAGCAGUGUUGGGGACCAGAGCUUGGAAUUCUGUCCAUCUCGGGAGACUCCCCAGCCAGUAUUGUCCCCUGAAGUGUCUCCCAGCAAGUUCCUCGCAGUGGAAGCAAGUGCUGUUCUUUCAUCCCUGCAGACAAUUCCUGAGUUUGCGGAGACACUGGAGCUCAUAGAAUCGGAUCCCCUGGCUUGGAGUGAAGUUGCUAGUUUCGGCCUCUCUGAAGUGGCCUCGCCAGCGAAGCAAACUCCUGGUCUCUUUCCACACACCCAAGGGGGUGGCCAAGGGGUUGUGGGGUACCAGUUCGAUGGCACAGCAGUUUCUGACAUAAUUAAAAACUGCAGUGGUUCUGUCAAGGGGAGACUCAUCCCUUUAACAUCACCCAUUGUGGCCAAGUACAGCAAGCCCCCCACAAUCCUCCGGAAGAAAAAGAGGGAGAGAGCCGACCAGUCUUCGUCCAGUGAGACCAGUGCUACUUCCUUCCUGGAUACAAGCAGUGCUUCAGUCAAAAACACUCCUAUCAAAGCCCUGCCCUUUUCUCCCUCACAGUUUUUCAACAUUUCGGGCAAUGAAAAUUUGAAUCUUGACAAUCCAGCACUUACUUCUACUCCAGUCUGUGGGCAGAAAUGUUUCAUUACAACUCCCAUUCAGAAGGAUAUGACCCCGAAGCAUCAGAAGGAAAAUGCAGGGUUCAGAACCCCUAAAAUAAGAAAAUCUCUUAUGGGCCCUAGUCCCAGGACCCCAACACCUUUUAAAAAUGCACUGGCUGCCCAAGAGAGGAUGUAUGGACCAUUGAAAAUGGUGCCUUUGCCCUACUUGGAGGAGGACAUUUUGGAGGUGCUGAAAGAGGAGACUGGGACAAUUGCAUCAUUCCAGAGGGACUUGCAACCUGAAUUUGCUGCCUGGAAACACGAGCAUGAUGCCCCAGCCAGAAAAGUCAGAAAAUCCCUCAUCUUGGAUUCCUGUGGAACAGACAGCCUUAAUGUUCAGUUGUUCCCACAAGAGCAAGUUUCUGAUGCACAGCCCCAGAAUGAGAACCUGCUCACCAGUGCUCUUCUGAUGACCCCGUUGCCCAGGAAGGAAGAGAGAAACACUUCCCUGGAAGUGGUCAAAGAACCAGCCCAAUAUUUUAGCCCUUCUUUGACCACAGAUUCAAGAUUAGAAAUUCCCACACAGACAAACAGUGAAUGGGAAGCUGUUGUUUAUGGAAAGACGGAAGACCAGCUGAUAAUGACAGAACAGGCCAGGAAAUAUCUCAGCGCAUACACAACCGUCACUCCAAGAGCCCUUGUGCUCUGAUUUCCAGCUCCACUGGCCAAGUGCAAGAUGACUGGCACCUCUCGACACUACAGUGUGGAUUAGUCAGGAGAGUAGCUUACAUUUACACGAUGAUCUCUAAAUAAGGGAAUGUAAUAUUUUGUAGACAGUUUUACAGCAAGCUAAUGCUCUAAUUAUUUUAGCUGUCAGGUUCAGCCUUGAAAGAACGUGUCUCUAAGGCAGAGUACAUUCAAGCUAGCAGCUGCUAUACAUUUAAAAAAAAUGAUUCCUAUUAAUAUACAUUUUUGUUUUUCUGUCACGGAUGUCUUCAAUAGUAACAAUAUUCCUGUAAAACUAAAAUGACACACAAAUACUGGAUUGGCAAGAAGAAGAGGAACUUAUUGUCCCCUUCUCCAUUUAGGAUAACAAAACCUGCUUGUAGAUAUUAUUUAUUGACUUAAUCUAGGAGGGCAUGUAGAAGUCUUAGUGAGCCUACAGGGUGCUCUUCACAAAAAGAUUAGUGUUGCCACCUUCAAACCUGGCAUAGACAAUGUGUGGUGGCAUUAAUGCUAAUGCAUUUCCAAACAAAUAAGGUCAAAUCCACACCAAAUUUUAACAUAUUACAAUCACCUAGCAUUUAAAAUAUAUAGUCUAAUGAGUUAUUUUAUUAAUAUAUUUUAUAUCCAAUUUGCAUUUAAGUUGUUGAACUUAGGCUCCAUGCCAAGCUACUAGGAGCUGCUUAUGUAUACAGUAUGUAUGCACACAACUCCCUGCUCACAUAACUGCCUGUAUAUAAAAAAGAUAACUAGAUUGAUUGCUACAGUCUUAAGGAAAGGAAAAGCACUGUUAACAUUGCACUACUGGUUUUGGUAUGCUGCCGAAGGAAGAGGAGCUAUUACAAUGUUUAGGAGUAACAGAAAAGCACUUGAAAUGUGGCUGUACAGUAGGUCAGCUGGACAGAAUGAAGUUUGUUCUCCUUCACAGUAUUUCUCUUAGGAGUCUCAUACAGAGACAUUUGUUGAAUGUAUUGUACAGCGUAUAACUGCAGAGAAACGUUGUAAAUUGGAAAGGUACCUUUUUAAUUUAUUUUUUGCUUUAAAGCUUAAAUGUGGGUAUUUAUGUAUGUUGGACAUCUUGAAGUGUUUUUGCUGUUUCCUGUAAAGAAAUACGACCUGUGCUGACAACCUGGUUGUCUUCACUGCAGCAAAACCCUGUAACUUUCCUUUGGUCUAUCAAUUUCUAAACUUAUGAGCUUCUGAUAUUGCACUAUCUGCAAUUAAUCAUGUUUUGUACUAUUUUGCAAAAGAAAUUUGCAAUCCCUUUUUAAAUAAUUUUACAGGAACGCUUGUAAAUGUUUUGGUAAACAAAGUUUGGAUUUUUUGAUUGUGUAGGGCUGUAGGUUCUAUUUAUUAAAUGUUUAAUAAUUA
This is a messenger RNA of Lepisosteus oculatus (spotted gar), 3628 nucleotides long. It is a transcript of the gene mybl1, whose product is annotated as v-myb avian myeloblastosis viral oncogene homolog-like 1. Lineage: Eukaryota; Metazoa; Chordata; Actinopteri; Semionotiformes; Lepisosteidae. Gene Ontology annotation, biological process: regulation of DNA-templated transcription. Gene Ontology annotation, cellular component: nucleus. Gene Ontology annotation, molecular function: RNA polymerase II cis-regulatory region sequence-specific DNA binding; DNA-binding transcription factor activity, RNA polymerase II-specific. The record is from RefSeq and is a predicted model, not a curated record.